This is a messenger RNA of Paramormyrops kingsleyae, 5162 nucleotides long. RefSeq names its product putative ferric-chelate reductase 1. NCBI's taxonomy places the organism in Eukaryota, Metazoa, Chordata, Actinopteri, Osteoglossiformes, Mormyridae. The record is from RefSeq and is a predicted model, not a curated record. Gene Ontology annotation, cellular component: membrane.
UGGGAGUAUUCACGCUAAACUGCUGCGCGGCGGGAGCAGCGGCCAGAAGUCGUACUUGGCGGAAUUGGCGCGCAGAAAAAAAAAGAUGUUGCGGACUGGAAUCAAUAAAACAUAUCCUACUAAUUUUUUUUAAUGACGUUUGAAAUAUUCCUAUGUUUUUACAAGGCAAUGCAUUUGAAUUAAUGAAAGCACUGAAAGGGAUAGAAGUGAAUGUUAUUAAAUUAAAUAGGAACAAAUUAGAUUCAAGUAAUCUAAAAGUGAUUUUCCAAGCUAAAAACAUAGACUGGUGUUAGAUUUCUGAGCUAAUAUCUCUCACAGAACCUUGUAUCUUGUGUAAAGACAGAAUGAAAACACCGGCUGUUUAUUAUGUUGUGCUGGUACGGUGUCAUGUUAUGCAAUAUCUGUCACCCCACGGUGGGCGUGACCACGUGACUAUAAGCCUCGUUACGAUCAUCUAUUUAACCAGCACUCUGAUUAACCACUGUUGCGAAGUAUCGUUGCUCUCAUGCGCUCUACUAAGCAUUCUUCAUCUCUUGUCUUUUGUGAAACGUCAUCUGUCCUGCCCGACCUGCCUGUCCGCCUCGUCUUCCUGAUCCCUGCCCUGCUUCAUCUGUGUUUCCCGGUGUGCCUGUCUUCCCGUCCUGCGUCUCCCCGUAGGAUUGACCUCUCCGGCUCACGACCCUCUGCCUGCCUUCUCGACCAUCGCUUGUUGCAUGCCCCUUUGGACUUGUCUCUUGUUCGGUGUCCCAAUAAACCUCUGGGCCUCCUGCAUCUGGGUUCAGUCUGUUCUGUUCUUCCCGGACGUGACAAUAUACAAAGAAUAUCUGAUUUUGAUAAUAGAUAUUAUUGUUUUCUCGAUUUAAUGGCGCCCUCUAAAGACCAUACGCAUUAUGCAGGAAACUCCUCGGACUAUUCCUAGUUCAUUAUCAAACUAGCAAUUACCUGUAAGAGUCUAUCCUAUAGAAGACAUCCGAUCCGAGUGAUACCGCCCCCUAAAUUUAAUAAAUGCUGAAUCAUUUUGGAAAGGGUGCUGGAGAAAGAGUGGUGAAUUUGACGUACGCCUAUAGCAGGAUUAAGACUACAGCUUCUUGUGCGCCCAUUACACAAUGUCUGUGGGACUGGGGAGCGUCCUGCUGCUUGUAGCGGCUGCCUGCAUCGUGGGCGUUGAAUGUUAUCCUAAUGGGCAGGUGACAAUGGCCUGCGCCAGCAUGAUGCCAAAUCAUGGCCAAACAGCCAGUUCUAAUUCGCCCAGCCCAUACGCGGUUACUGUGGAUAAGACUACGUUCAGCCCAGGAGACAAAAUUAAAGUAACUCUUACGUCAUCUGCGACGUUUAUGGGCUUCUUAAUCCAGGCUCGUGCCACCACACAGCUCAGCGGGAAUCCGGUCGGCACCUUCACUCUCCUGAAUCCUUCGCAGUCGCAGCUGUUGAACUGUGGGUCCACACAGGGUUCUGCUGUCAGUCAGACUAGUCCUGCCCAGUUGAGGCAAAUACAGGUUACCUGGAACGCCCCGAAGGCUGCACCCUCCGCUGUGCAGUUUCUAGUCACAGUGGUUCAGAGCUUCUACGUGUUCUGGGUAAAAGUCCCGAGUCAAGUGGCAUCGCUGACUGGAGCGAGUCCUCAAACACCAGCCCCAGGGAUGACUGUCACCCCCGGCUCCAUGUUGCCUGCUCCGUUCAGUGCAGCGGGAUGUGGCAGCACGAUGUCAUGCCUCAGGUAUCCAGUGGGCUGUGACCCGCAAUCUGACCCACAGUGUUUCUACCUCUCAUUCGCCUCCAAUGGUCAGGCUGUUCAGUUCCAGCUCAGCGGGCCUGCCCCGGGAUACGUCUCCUUCGCCCUGUCCUUGGACCAGUGGAUGGGGAACGAUGAUGUGUACUUAUGUGUCCAGAAUGGGAACCUUGUGGAGAUCAGUGCUGCUUAUGCAAAGGGCCGGACUUACCCAGAACCAGCGUCUAUGCCUGUGCUGUCAAAUAUGGCGUGGAGGUUAUCCAAUGGGGUCGUCCAAUGCAGCUUUCUCAGAAACAUUAGCAUCCCUGCCGACCAAACCAGGUUUAACCUGAAUGAGAGCUACUACAUAUUUAUAGCAAACGGAGGAGCUGAUUUUGGUGCGAUUUCCAAGCACGAUCUCCAGCCCCUUGUUUCCAAUGGGCUGAAGUCCAUCACUGGAUUGCCUGAGAAUUUUAGCGGUUCACGAUCCUCGCUGUUGAUAAAGUUUCAUGGGGCCUUGAUGCUCAUCGCCUGGUUGACUAUGGUGACCACUGGGAUCAUUGUUGCGAGGUUCUUCAAGGCAGAAUGGCCCAGUAACACCCUGUUUGGGCAGAAGGUUUGGUUCCAGGUGCACCGUGGGCUAAUGACGCUGACUGUGUUGCUGUCCUGCAUUGGCUUUAUCCUCCCAUUUAUCUACAGAAAAGGCUGGAGUGACGAUGCGGGGGCGCACCCCUACCUGGGCUGCAUCGUCCUGGCCCUCGCUAUCCUGCAGCCUGUGGGGGCGACCUGCCGUCCGCACCCCAACGCCCCACGGAGAUAUAUAUUCAACUGGCUUCAUUUUGGUGGAGGUAUUACUGCACAGAUAUUGGCUGUGGCGACCAUCUUCCUCGGUGUCCAGCAGCAAACGCUACUCUUGCCCACGGCCAGUUCCAACGGCGUGCUCGCUGGAAUCAUCUGCUGGGCCGCUCUCACUGGUCUGGUGCUGGAGGUGCACAGAAGAGGCCUAAUUAAGUUCGGGAGGGAAUCACCCAUGUAUGAAGCCGGAUCAUCUUCUGAGUCUAAGGAGAGCCUGUUUAAAAAGCUGGUUCUGAUUGGCUUCCUCGCUGGAAACAUGGCUUUCAUCAUCACUCUUUUAUACCUCAUAAGCUGUGUGUGACCAAGGCCUCUAUUCCACAACAACCAUCCUACCUCCGUCUGAAUUAUCCUGCGUCUGAGUUAGUGGAUUAGGAAUCUGUGCCUUUUUCAGGAUGGCUGUGGGUUCAAGUCCCAUGGCUGCCAGGGAAAUCAUAUCAUUGUUGGGUUUUUGAUCAAGGCCCUUAACUGGCUGACCUUUUACUUUAAUCAUCACAUAUUUUUUGCUUGGGGCAAAGGCGAGAUAAAUGUAUGUAUUUUAAAACGGGUAAAAAAAUAUAUAUCUGAGUGAUCUUAGGUCUGUUAGAAAUGCUUCAAACUGUAAAGGGCUAAAAUUAUAUGGAAGAAUAUUAUUGUUUCAGUUCGAAAAGACAGUACAGUUAUAAAAUAGUCUAAAAAUGUAUAACUCAUAUACAGCUUUGGAAAAAAUUGAGACCACACCAUAUUUUUUAAGAAUCUGCAUUGUUAAAUCCUGGUGCUGCUGGCUGAGGCUACGCUGUGAGACAGGCUGCUUCCAGGCUCAGUAUAAGGUAGCAGGACACAAGAACGAGGUGAAGCAGGAGACACUGAGAACGACCAGAAACCAGCCAGGUAGAGGGCAGAAGUGACUCUCUAAUGUCAGAGAUGACCGUCAACUUGUCCGGCAGUGCCUCAUGAAUCAGAGGAUGAGAUGAAGUGACCUUCAAAGGGAAUGGGAAAUAUUGAAUGGAGUGAAGUGCACUGCUAGGACAAGUUAGUAUCGGGCUCCUGGAAGCAAGACUGAAGAGGAAGCAAGGAAGAAGCCCUUCAUUGAGAAGCAGGGAAGACUCAGGCUUAGUGAAGUAUAUGACUAAUCACCAAAAUAGGCUCAUAUGUACCUAUCAAUUGCGAAAUGAGUGAAACUGUCUCUUGUUUUUUUCCCAGAGGGUUUCAAAUCCAUAGCACAGAAUGACCACUGUAUUGUAAGGUUUCUAGAUCCAUCUUUAUUUUAUUUAUAACACUAAAUGGUUGAAAAUACAAGAGCAGAAAAAACAGCUAAAAGGACAGUAAUUAUUAUGCUUUUAAACAUAAAACAUAUUUUGUGCUCAUUACCCAAAGCCAGCUAUACUAGCAAACUGAACAGAACUGUCUGCAAAAGCCAUAUUCAACAACAGCCAUAUAUAAGUCAAUGAAACAACCUCUCUCGGUGGUUACAUAAUUUCAUAUUUAAUAAAUUUUAAAAUGAGCCAUAUAGAUGGCAUAGAACAGUAGCAUCUUUAAUUUUUGUGCUAAAUCAAAGGCAGCACUCAAAGAACACUGAUUGGCACCAGAAAUACUUGUUUUGAUUGCUGAUUUUGUUUAUAUACAGGUGGGGUCUUCAUAUGUUAAUAAGGGCAUUGAUAACCAUUGGUGACCUCUGAACCUGGCAUGAAGUUGACGUUAAUUUAAGAUCUAAACAGAUCUAAAUCGGUGUAGCCUUUUUCAUGUUUGAUUUGGGCCUUUUCAGCUGCACUGCAGCAUUAGAAUUGCUGGCUGACCUUUCCCAAAACUCACCUGGAGAAGAGUACUUUUUUUCCCCUUUCAAAAUCUCCAUCCCCCGCUCAUUAUUUGACCGAGCCUUGGCUUCCCCUCUACGUGACCAUUUCAUGUGAGCUGGUCACUUCCUUUAAUUCCCUUAAGUUCAUUACUACUGUCGGAAUUUCCAUCACAAAUGCAUCCACAGUCUUCAUGCGGCGUACAGGUUGAAGCUCAGCACACACAGAGGACAGCCCUAAAAAUCCAGCAGAGAUCAAAACAACAAAACACAGCCCUUCAUUCAUGUAUGCCAGUUAUGCAGAAUCAAGGUUUCAGCAUGCAAAAUGACACUAGCAAAAUUAAAAAAAGAGUAACCGUUCCUCUCCUUAUUUUAUCGAAAUUCAAUUGGUUUGCUUUUUGAAAACUUUCUACUCGGAAACAAGAUUUUCGUCUGAAAAUAGCCCAUGUAGCUAUAUGUUGAAAGCACUGCCACAAUAGGCUGUCCUUCAUCUAAAGCUGGGAAAUUAAAGCUUAUGACACGUACCCUGCCCCCCCCAAAAAAAAACAAAUCCCCAUGAACAUAUUUUCUUAUCUGUGUCUCUCUAUCUGCGGUUAACAAUAUAGAACAAUUAACUAUUUGCCUUGAAGAUAAAUAAUUGCAAUAUAAAAUAGCACUCCAUUUUUGUACAGUUCUUUCAUUAUUUCCAAGUAUUUUCAAAACAAAACAACUAUUUAUUUAUGGGAUACCACGGGAAUCCAGUUUUUCACAUUUUCCCCCACAUUGUAAGGUCCAUGUGUUGUAAAUUCUCAUAAUACUCUGACCAAUAAAGACUUGUCUUAUUAAAAAUUA